Messenger RNA from Aspergillus wentii DTO 134E9, 1420 nucleotides. RefSeq names its product fumarylacetoacetate hydrolase family protein. Gene Ontology annotation, cellular component: mitochondrion. The record is from RefSeq and is a predicted model, not a curated record. The transcript has 3 exons. Bases 372 to 1070 code for a protein of 232 amino acids. Lineage: Eukaryota; Fungi; Ascomycota; Eurotiomycetes; Eurotiales; Aspergillaceae. Gene Ontology annotation, molecular function: acetylpyruvate hydrolase activity.
UCACUCUCCCAACAGAUGUCUGACGUAACCACUAUAACUCUGCUGGAAAUAACAUUACCAGCCAACGCCAUGAUUGAGCAAGUCUACAAAUCAAUUCAUGUCAAUCCAUCUUAUCCCAUCUCCAACACAAUCUCGUCAUUCCCUAUCUGGCCUAUCAAACCAAACGCGGGGAAGAAAUACAAGCACAAAGUGGGACAUCAAGCGCCGACUGUCGGACUUUCCGACUUCUCCGCAAAAGUCACCGGCCAUUGACCGACGGGCGAUAAAUUGAUUACCCGUCCCCCCAUUUCCUCCCCUCUGCGAUACGAUUGUCUCUUUGUUCCUUUCAGAUUUCAUUCUUUUGAAUCAAUCUGUCGGAGCAGCUCAUCGCUAUGGCAGCUUCCAUCAGGGCCAAUUGCCGAAAGGUCAUCUGCAUUGGCAGAAACUAUGCCGAUCACAUCACAGAGCUCAACAGCGCUAAGCCCAAGCAACCGUUUUUCUUCCUGAAGCCGGCUUCGUCCAUCCUUAUCCCCGGCGAGGGCCCCGUGUUGCGUCCUCAAGGAACCAAGCUGCACUAUGAGGUGGAAUUGGGUCUGGUGAUGGGCAAGACCCUCCGGGACUUGGAUCCCAACGAUUCUAAGGGAGCUUUGGAUGCUAUCAGAAGCUACCUCCUCACAAUCGACAUGACCGCGCGCAAUGUCCAAGACGAGGCUAAGAAGAAGGGUCUUCCCUGGUCUAUCGCCAAGGGUUUCGAUACCUUCCUGCCCAUCUCUCAGGAAAUUGCCAAGUCGCGCAUUCCCAACCCCCACGAUGCGUUCCUGCGCCUGAGCGUUAGCUCGCAAUUGCGCCAGGCGGAUUCGACAAGCUUGAUGCUGUACCAGAUUCCCCGCCAGCUGGCUGAGAUCUCUCGCGUUAUGACCUUGGAGCAGGGUGAUAUUGUCUUGACCGGUACACCCAAGGGUGUUGGAGAGGUGAAGGCAGGCGAUGUCAUGAAGGCCUCGAUUGAAGUUGGUGGAAAGGUUCUCGAGGAAGGAAACAUUGAUGUUGAGGUCAAGGACCGAGAGGGCAGAUAUGUGUACAGCGAGACUUGAUUGAUUGCAUAUAACUUAGGUACAGUGUUAAGUACAUACAUACCCUACAACACUGAUGGUUUUUCACGCGUCAUUCGAUAUUUCAAGCUAUUAGAUAGGAUGACAAUUCUUCAGACAACAUACCUAUCGACAUGCACUUAGAUCAGGUCAUCUUCAUCAUCUGCUGGAACGAUAGGGAUAAAUCGCCUUCUCUUUCUUUGUCUGGGUUUCACUGCUGUGCCGUUUGUCGUAGCAUGCACAGUCCCUGCUUCGGCGGACUGGAUAUCGAACGUUUUCCUUUCCUGUUCUCUAACCAUACCUCGCAGAAGCGCUGCCAAAACAUCCCACGACCAUCCAGCGUCAUCCAUUUG